AUGGAUCCUCAGGAUGAUCGAGAUGCUCGCACCGAGCUCUUACAGAGCCUCGCAUCAUGUUACGAAGACUACAAAGACUUCAAUCCGCGAAAGGUCGAAGGCACAUGCGAAUGGUUCUUCGAUGACGACACAUUCCGAACAUGGCGCGAAUCGAAUACUUCCGCUUUGCUAUGGGUCUCAGCCGGUCCUGGCUGUGGGAAGUCAGUGCUAUCACGGGCCAUGAUCGACGAAUCUUGGCGACUAUCUUCAGGUCACAUCACGGCAAUAAUUUGCUACUUCUUUUUCAAGGAUGGAAACGAGGACCAAAUGACCAGCACAGGAGCUCUCAGGGCUAUACUUCAUCAGCUCCUCGCUCAGGACACAACCAAUGAGCUGAUGAAGAUUGCGUUGCGUCAUUUCAGAACCCAUGGCAAGAACCUGAUGCUCAACUUUUCUGCGCUAUGGAACGUCCUCAUUGAGUGCGCCCGCUCUUGUCACCUGGUGUGCGUUCUGGACGCUCUUGAUGAAUGCGAGACAGAAAGCCGUCGCAAACUCAUUGACAAACUUCUGAACCACUUUCAGUCGCUGGCACGUGGCUCAAACCCUUCUCACUGGAUCAAAUUCCUCAUCACCAGCCGACCUUAUGAUAAUUUGGAGGCAUCAUUCAGAAGACUCACUUCGGUAGCAUCAUAUCUUCGCCUCGAUGGCGAUGACAAGCACACUCAUAUCUCGGCCGACAUCGACCGUGUUAUCGACGCCAGACUUGAAGACAUUACCAAUGGAUUCAAGAAGGAACACCGAGACGCAAUCUCCCAUCGCCUAAAGAGUGCAGAGAAUCGCACAUAUCUCUGGCUGUACCUCACGUUCGACAUCAUUCAACGGAGCCCUUCUGAGUACGGACGGCUGGGUGACAUAGAGGGCCUAUUAUCUACAAUACCCUCUCAAGUCUCGGAUGCCUACGAGUGCAUCUUGCAACGAAGCAAAGACCGGGAGCGGGCAACGAUACUCCUACAAAUUGUACUUGCUGCUAUGCGACCAUUGACCCUGGACGAGGCAAACAUUGCAUUGACGUCAGCCCUGACGAACUGCCCUUAUCGAGCCCAUACGGAUCUUUGCGACGCUCUGUGGCCAAGAGACACCUUCAAAGUCGUGGUUCGGAACGUGUGUGGCCUUUUCGUGAGCGUUUACGACUCUAAGCUGUUCUUCAUACAUCAGACUGCAAGGGAGUUUCUUAUCAGUUUCAAUCAUCAGGGCCAGUGGGGUGGACGUCUCAAAUUGCCAGAGGCGCACAACACAAUGUUGCAGGUUUGUCAGGCUUAUUUGAACCUCGAAGACCUCAGACAGCAGUCCGAUAAUGUUGCCCGCUACAAUACUAAAGCCCACCUUAAUGACGAAUUUCCAUUUCGACCCUACGCUGCUCGCAAUUGGCUUACGCAUUGUCAGUCAGCCGACGACUGCAUCACAGACCAAGCUGCAAGGGGUGUGGUCAGGCUCUUUGAACUCGACAGAGAGAGCGUAUUCUGGGAAAACCGUUACUAUUCAUCCUGGCAUCCCUAUCCUGGACCUCCCCCAUGGUGGGAUUUGGGCGUGCACUCAAAAGACUGCAAUGGCGUUAUUCUGGCAAGUUUCCUUGGUCUUGGGUCGAUUGUUGAAUACAUGUUGGCCAAAGAGAACAUCAAUGUCAACGAACUGGUCGAACCGGGACACUGUUCUGCACUCUACGUUGCAUCAGUGCGGGAGCACAUAGACGUCGUGCGAAUCCUGCUUGAGCACGGCGCUGAAGUUGAUAUGGUCUGUGGCGAGGAUCGCAUUUCGGCACUCUCCGCCGCAUCAAUGGAGUGGGAUCAAGACAUCAUGAGAAUUCUGCUUGAACAUGGCGCUCAUGUUGAUCUGGCCUGUGGUGAGAAUGGCAAUUCAGCACUCCUGUCCGCCUUCCAGAAAUGGGCGAGCGAUUGCUCUUCCGAUAUUAUUCCGGCUCAUGCUGAGGUUGAGGUUGAGGUUAAGGUUAUGGAAUUGCUGCUCAAACACCAUGCUGAUGUGAACUUCAAAAACAAGCAUGGUCAGUCGGCCCUGCAUUUCGCCGCAGCCGGCUCGAGAUACGAAGCUGCCCGGCUAUUACUUAGAAAUGGCGCCGAUAUCGAUGUUCAAGACAAGAACCUCGACACAGCCCUGCACGUCGCCGCAAGGACGUCAGCCUGUAACGUCGUGCAGCUAUUACUCGACAGUGGUGCCAACAGCGAUAUUCGAAACUCGCAGCUUGAGACACCCCUCCAGCUUGCCCUUGGGGCGGGUAACAACUGGACCUACCAAAUGGAACGAUGUGUUCUAUGCAAGGAUCUUUUCGAGGGCGACGAUGUCGAACCAUGGGAGGAGCUUGUGGCAACGCCAUUGCAUCAAGCUUCUAAAUCCACCUCCACGGAUAGGAUGAUUGAACGGACACGCAACAGUGAAAUGGCUCAGAUACUGAUCAAAAAGGGGGCCAAUGUUUUCAUUCCAGAACCUUACUACGGUACAACAUUGCAAGCAGCCAUAGCCGGAAAUGUCGACACACCAACCAUUCAGCUUCUACUUGAUAAAGGAGUCUCAAUAGAUCAUCUGGGUGAAGGAUUCGGCACAGCAUUGCGGGCCGCCUCACGUCUGGAAAGGAUCGACGUUGUCGAUCUAUUACUCGACAACGGCGCAGACAUCAAUCUACUAGGUGGCCGCUAUGGCACAGCGUUGUGCGCUGCUUCGUACACCGGGAGCGUUGAGACUGUAAACGCGCUACUUAAGAGGGGCGCUGAGAUCAAUCCCCAGGGUUCACUUUCAGAGUCAGCAUUGCAGGUCGCCUCACGUCUUGGAAAUGUCGAGGUUGUCCAACUCCUUCUCGACAAGGGCGUAAACGUCAACCUUCAGGGCGGCCCUCAUGGCACAGCGCUAGGCGCUGCCUCAUUCACUGGGAGCAUUGAGAUUGUUAAAGCGCUGCUUAAGCGGGGCGCUGAGAUCAACCCUCAAGGUCCGAAUUCAGGGGCAGCCUUAAGGGCCGCGGCGGAGAGUGGAAAUGUUGAGGUUGUCAAGAUAUUACUUGAGCGAGGCGCUGAUGUCAAUCUCGAAGACCAGCCUCCUGGGACCGCGUUGCAGGCGGCGACAAGGAUUGGACAUGUUGAGGUCGUCAGGGUCCUUCUGGAGCACGGAGCUCAUGUCAAUACACAGGCUGGGCGAUAUGGCACAACUUUGCAGGCUGUCAAAGACAGCAGAAACCCCGAGAUCAUAAGGAUGUUGUUCAUAAAUGGGGUUGAUACCCUCUUACAAGGUCCUGCCGGGGAGGCGAUACGAGCAGCCAUUUUGAAAGACUUGGACAAGUUGCCCAGAUAUUACAAACUGCUCGGCUUCGUAGAAUUUAGGGGACUGUCUGCACCAGUCGGAAAUUCUGUUUCGGAGUGGGGAAGUAAGGAGUUCUGA
Messenger RNA from Thyridium curvatum, 3420 nucleotides. RefSeq lists its product as uncharacterized. The record is from RefSeq and is a predicted model, not a curated record. Lineage: Eukaryota; Fungi; Ascomycota; Sordariomycetes; Thyridiales; Thyridiaceae. Gene Ontology annotation, molecular function: protein binding. The transcript is spliced from 2 exons. Bases 1 to 3420 code for a protein of 1139 amino acids.